AUAGGCCAUACGCAGCAACUAACGAUGAGCGACAACGCGGUAACAGUGAGCGGCAGAGAGGGGACCAAUGUUUGUCGUUCUGUCUUCUACUAUUAUGUUUGUUAUUUUAGUAGCUAUCCAAACAGCAAAUAAGUAGUAAUAAUGAGUACGAAGAAUUAUUUUGAUAUCGAAUGUUUAAUAACUGAAGUGCAAUGUAGGCCGAUUUUAUGGCAAGAUAAUCAUAAAGAUUAUAAAAAUAAGUCUAUCACAGACCUGGUAUGGGAAGAUGUAGGAAAGCAGUGUAAUUGUUCAGUUGUUUUAUACAUUUGUUACUGCUACUACUACUAAGGCUACUACUUCAGACGAGCCGUUUGCGGCAAAUCGCCGCAGCGGCAGGACAGGUUGGAACAACAAGAAAAUACCUGUAUAUGUAUUCUUCUUUUGUGAGACAGAAGAACUUUAUUUCUCUGUUCUUUUAACGCAGCGCAACGGUGUCGUACGAUAAGAUGUUACUCGUCUACACCGAGCCAUAUGAAAUAAGCAAUACAGCGAAUGAGCGGCAGUGCGUCGCCGCGUUAAACCGUGUAUGACUUAUUUCAUAUAACGAAUUAUUUCAGUGCGAUUAAACCUAUGUCUGUCUAUGAGUUUGAUUUAUUUUCUGCCGUCUUGUCGUCACUCCUUUGACCGUUCCUGCCACUCGCCACUUUCUGUACGAUCGAGGUCAAGGGUUCUAACAGUAAUCGAGUCUAAAUGCAGAUGGCGUUUACUGGACUCGUUUUCUAGGAGCUGUUGCAAAACUGAAAUGGAAGAAUUUAAAAGACAGCUAUAGGAAAAACAUACAGAAGCUUCCCCCUUUGAAAUCUGACUCGAAAGCAACGACCCCAUGUAAGGUCAAAUGGCCUUAUUUCGAAAUGAUGGGAUUUAUCAAGGAGUAUGUAGCUCAUACUCGCGGUGGAAGUAAUUUGCCAGAUAAUUCGUUCAUUAGCGAUGAUAAUAUCGAGGAACAACCUGAUGAAGUUUCCAAUGAUAACGUCAAAGAUACAUAUGAUUUUGCAAGUACUUUGAAUUGUACGCAGGAACAUUCCACUUCCGCACCUAUCCAAUUUUUAGAUCCAGGAUUUCACUCAAAUUCAAAAUGUUCACAAAAAUCUAAAUACAAAUACAAAAAGCAGCGGAGGGAUGUAGAUAUCGAAUUUUUAAAGCUAGAGGAACAGCGGCUAGAGUUAUUAAAAAAAGACAUAAGCAACAAAAGCGAAGAAAACUCAGAUCUUCAGUUUUUUAAAAGUUUACUUCCUUUUAUGGAAUUGUUAUCUCCAAUCGAAAAAUUGGAAGUAAGAGGAGAGAUACAGAAUGUUAUUAUUAAUAAACUACGAUUUAGGCAACAAGUCUAGAUGGUAUACUGGUAAUAUCCGAAAAUUCAAACGUCACACAUAUCUAUUCAGAAAAAUCAACAGCAAACUCGAAUAUAUUUUUUUUUACGUAAAUUCAAACUUUAGUGUAAGAAUUAGGGCAAGGAUUAUUAUUUAUAUACAUACAGUAUCAUUAUCAUACAUCAUAUCAUUAUCUAUAUUAUGUAUAGAAAAAUCGAUUUUGUAAAUUCAUGCUGCUUUUCUAAUCUUAUCAAAUUUCUUUUGUCCGUACGUACGCAUGUACGUACACAAUUUUGAGUGAAUGUAGCAGUAAUAAUAUAUUAAUAGGAUUUAAGUAAUAAUGAAACGUUUCGCGUACGGGUUCGGUAUAAUACAUUAAGCGUAAAUAAUUUCACGUAAAUAAUUUUCCAAAAAUAUAUAUAACACAACGCUUUAUUAUCGUUCCUAAACUGAUUUUAUGAUAUGAUACAGUGAAUUGCAAUUUUACGGCUCUCUUGUUUACCUGUUGCAAUCGUUUCCGGACGGUUCUAAUUUUUUACGAAAGUGUUUUUUUCAGACCAUGUGUCCAACUUAUAAUUAUUUACGUACGUCUUAGUCAUGACACAUCAUUUUUCGUUGCAUUUACAAGAGAUUCGUAUCAUAUUGUUGAUAAAUUAUCGAGCGUUUUGUUAAAUAUUUAUAACGUUGAUAAUUACAACUGUUUCAUAUAAAAGACUAAUUUUAUUCUACAUUAGAUAUAUCUGCAUUUAAAUUUAAUUAUAUAUGUACAUACAUGCGAUAUACACGCGUGUAUUAUAAAUAAAUCAGCUGAUGUAUAACUAAUAUGUAAAUAAUGACUCUAUGCAAUUGUAACUGGACAACUUUAAAGCAUGUCUUACUACUAACUUAUUGUCAUGGAUGUCACGAUGCCAGGUUUCAGUUGAAACAUCUCUUUAGCGGGUAUUUAUUUUACGAGUCUUCCUGUGAUUCUUCGUUCAAAUUAGAAAAUUGCCGUACUAUAUUUUAGUGAGUAUAUAUAGCAAUCAAUGGAAAUAGCUAACUAGGUCUAUGUCUAACUAACUCCCGUAAGUGUAAUUGUCUAUGAAACGAAAUGUAAAGUUCUAUUAGAAAUUCAUACAAAAUUACCAUUAUUGCUACUAUAUGAAUAUCGAUUGUGAAAAUUGUUAAAGGAAAGCGUAAUUUUAGAAAAUAUGAUUAGGGGUAUUAGGUUUGUGACAUCAUCGAGAUAAUUACCAGAAAUUGAUGAGAAUUGUUGAAUCAUAUGUAUGAUACAUUACAUUCUAUUUCUUAUAUAAUACGUGCAACAUGUAUUUAUGUUAACUAUUACUUUAGAAGUUCUAUAUAACAUGAAACACAGCUUCCUUUUUAAUACAAGUUCGUACACCUAGGUAGAGUAAAGUAAGGCGUUCAACGAUACGAACGUAGAAAUUGUUUUAUAUCAUUAUUCGUCAUAAAGUGUGAUUCUUCCUUGAAAGUAACGUACAAGACAAUCAAGCAUAAUGUUAUUAGCUACGUGGUUAAUAUCAGAUAUUUUGGCUAUUUCAAGCGUUAUAAUUGCCGGAUGGUACAUCUAUUACAAACUACAUAUCUUUAAAUUUUGGCAGAAAAGAGGAGUAUUUUAUGUCGAACCUACCUUCCCUACUGGUAAUAUAAUGCCAAUUGUAAUUGGCAAACGAUCACAAGCCGAGUUUUUCGGAGAUAUUUAUCAUCGAUAUAAACAGCAUCCUCUUGUUGGUAUAUAUAUGCUUCACAAACCAUUUUUGAUUAUAAACGAUCUUGAUUUAAUUCGAGACGUACUGGCGAAACAGUUUACAAGUUUCCACGAUCGUGGGUUUUUUUGUAACGAAAAAACGGAUCCGCUGUCCGGACAUUUAUUUCAAUUACCUGGAAAAAAGUGGAGGAAUUUGAGAGUAAAAUUGACACCAACUUUUACUGCGGGGAAACUUAAACAGAUGUUUCCGAUUAUGAAAGACAUUGGAAAUACCUUAGCGACAUAUUUGGAAGAAAAGGCACAGACAAGAUCGACGAUCGACGUAAAAGACGUAUUUUCGAGAUAUGCCGUCGACAUUAUCAUGUCAGCAGCAUUUGGAAUAACGUGCGAUAGCUUGGAGAAUCCGGACAACGAAUUUCGCUAUUGGGGAAAGAAGAUAUUUGAUCCGAAGCCUCUUUGGAACGCUCUUAUCGUAUGGGCCCCGCAGGUUUUUGAUUUCUUUUCCAUACCAUAUACCGACAAAGAUGUCACAAACUUUUUUAUAAACGUGUUUAAAGAAACUGUGGAAUACAGAGAAUCGAAUAACAUCGAGCGAAAAGAUUUCUUGAAUUUAUUGAUGCAGUUAAUGAGAAAUGGAUAUGUGGAAGCAGACGAUAACUCGGAAGCAGCAACUCUUGCAAUAAAUAAAUUGACAAUGACGGAGGCUGCUGCACAAGCUUACGUCUUCUACUUGGCUGGUUUUGAAACAUCUUCGACUACAGUUACAUUCUGCCUGUAUGAAUUAGCGAUGCAUCAAGAUAUACAGAACAAAGUACGCGAAGAAAUUCAAACACAGCUGAAGAAGCACGGUGGUGAUCUGACAUACGAUGCUGUGAACGAAAUGACUUAUCUCCAUAAAGUGAUCUCUGAAACAUUACGGAAAUAUCCUCCGGUUACUGUCCUAAACCGUAUCUGCACAAACGAAACGACGAUGGAGGGAACAAAAUUUGUCAUACCUAAAGGAAUUGCUGUGACAAUACCCGUUUUUGGUAUUCACCGAGAUGCCAACAUAUACCCAAACCCGGAUAAAUUUGAUCCAGAACGAUUCUCCGAAGAAAAUAUAAAAACUAGACAUCCCUAUGCGUAUUUACCAUUUGGCGAAGGACCAAGAAUAUGUAUUGGAUUAAGAUUUGGCCUUAUACAAACAAAGGUUGCUGUAAUAAAUGCUUUGUUAAAAAAUAAAAUGACAUUCGCACCAGACACACCAACUACUUUGGAUUAUGAACCGGGAUCUCUUAUAUUAAUACCAAAGGGUGGUGUACACUUGACCAUCGAGCCAUUAAAGUGACUGCAUCGUUAAGAAUAUUAACAAUAACGACGUAUUUAUGUUACACGUUUACAAGUAAUUUUUACACACUUUCUACAGAUUAUUUUUUAUAGAAAAAAUUCUGCAGUUGUCGAAAAAUAAAAUUAUACGAAAUAUGAGAAAAAUGUCUAUUUUUAUGGUUUUUAAGAUAAAUUAUAAUAAUAAAUCAAAAAAAGACACGAAGGAGGAAAAGUAUGGAAAGUAAAAUUUUAGUUUACGUUAAUUCUUUAUUUCUUGUUUUAUACAUCUCUAGAUUUGGAAAUAAAGUAACGAAGAUUGUUAUUGUCCAAUAUUCUUAAA
Bombus huntii is the source of this 4705-nucleotide messenger RNA. Its product is annotated as cytochrome P450 6a2-like. NCBI's taxonomy places the organism in Eukaryota, Metazoa, Arthropoda, Insecta, Hymenoptera, Apidae. Gene Ontology annotation, molecular function: iron ion binding; monooxygenase activity; oxidoreductase activity, acting on paired donors, with incorporation or reduction of molecular oxygen. The transcript is spliced from 9 exons. The record is from RefSeq and is a predicted model, not a curated record. The coding region runs from base 2849 to 4387 and encodes 512 amino acids.